AUGCCGCAACAUUGUCACCUAGAAAGUUCAAUUUCAAAGAAGCCACCUCCAUUUCCUCAAUGUUUUCAGAAGAAAAAAUUGAAUUUUCAAUUCAAGAAAUUUCUAGAUAUGUUGAAGCAGUUUCAUAUCAACAUCCCACUUGUAGAGGCACUUGAACAAAUGCCUAACUAUGUGAAAUUCAUGAAAGAUGUUCUUACAAGGAAGAUAAGGUUAGGAGAGUUUGAAACUGUGACUCUAACCAAAGAGUGUAGUUCAUUUCUGCAAGACAAGUUGCCACCAAAGUUGAAGGAUCCUGGGAGUUUCACUAUUCCAUGUACUAUUGGAGAGACUUAUUGUGGGAUCGCUUUAUGUGAUCUGGGUGCCAGCAUUAACUUGAUGCCAAUGUCUGUUUUCAAGAAAUUGGGGAUUGGAGAAGUUAGGCCUACUACAGUUACUCUUCAACUUGAAAAUAGAUCUCUUGCUCAUCUAGAUGGGAAGAUUGAAGAUGUAUUGGUGAGGGUAGACAAAUUCAUAUUCCCUGUUGAUUUUAUUGUGCAAGACUAUGAGGCGGAUAGAGAGGUGCCCAUUAUCUUUGGAAGGUCAUUUCUUGCGACAGGAAGAACUUUAAUUGAUGUGUAG
Molecule: messenger RNA, 618 nt
Organism: Humulus lupulus (European hop)
Lineage: Eukaryota; Viridiplantae; Streptophyta; Magnoliopsida; Rosales; Cannabaceae
Exons: 1
Coding region: 1-618 (205 amino acids)
Source: RefSeq, a predicted model, not a curated record